Cantharellus anzutake is the source of this 2271-nucleotide messenger RNA. RefSeq lists its product as uncharacterized. The record is from RefSeq and is a predicted model, not a curated record. The coding region runs from base 1 to 2271 and encodes 756 amino acids. The transcript is spliced from 4 exons. NCBI's taxonomy places the organism in Eukaryota, Fungi, Basidiomycota, Agaricomycetes, Cantharellales, Hydnaceae.
AUGUCUUUUCUGUCAACAAUCUUGACCUCCCGGGGCUUUGGUGAUAAAUUACGAGAAAUUCAGGUCCAGAUUCUCAAUCCUAAGCCUGAGCCAGGCACAGCGAUUGUCAGAGACUGGAUCCUUACAAGCGCUGAAGCGAUUUACAUGGAAGAAAUACAAGUACUUAUGGAAAAGGAGAGCGGGCUUCACAUGAAUGCUGCCCACCUUCACCCGGCACAGCUUGAAGACGGAAAAAUUAGCACACUGAAGUCAUUAUUCGAAUCUAAGGCACCAGCAACUUGGGCCCUGAUCAACCACUUACUUACUGUGGAAAGCAAAACACGGGCAAGGCGAUGGGCAAAGCCGGCACCUCCAAGCGCUGAGAUGGGCAGUAGGAAAAAUGGGGACAAUGAUGGAGAUCAUAUUAGUGCGGGAAGGCAGUUGAAGGGGAGUUAUAAUUACUCAGAGAGACAUUAUGCUCCACUCCAAAUCAAAGGUGUGGUAAUCAUGUCGAUUAUCACGAAUAGUUGCAAUGGUCAUUGCAACGCUUUGCAAGUCAAAAAUUCCUUCUAUUUGGCCGCUUCAAAUGCAUCAAAAUCAGUGUGUGCAUGGGCUGCCCACUGCGGACUUGCAGUCUCCCUUUCGGCCAGUGAGAGGCUUCGGAUAUCUCUGAUAAUCAAUCAGAAGGCCUUGAAUAAAAGACUUGGACCCACCUGCGUCACCAACAUCGCGUAUGACAACUGCGACUUCAAGUUUAGUGUCGGCCAGCCAACGGACCUCAAAGAUCGGACAUUUGAGAGUAUCACGACGGGGCUGUUUUUUGCGCCGCCCAAGGAAGUGCUGCCUCAGCACUUAGAAUAUGCCCAAUGGUUAUGGGAUACUCACCCAAACAACCCGAUGGCCAUAAACAUCGCACCCACCAUCAACCCCACCGACGCAAUACUGAUGAGUGAAGCCUCAUUCAAGUUGGCAGAGCAUUUUCAGUGGCAUAUUGCAUCGGUAUUAAUUGAACAGUACUUCCCAGAAAUGCGAUCACAUCUUAUCGACCCACCAUCGACAUUCAGUUUGCCACCACGUAAAACGGAGUUCUCAACAGCAGAAGCUGUGUAUGCGAAAGCAUCCACCAUUGAUGGGAACAUCGAGGCAAUAACAUCGCUUCUUGAUCAAAGCGGUAUUGCGAAAGGAGUGUUUGAGAAAUAUGUCGUCCUUAUUCAUGGGGAUCUUGGGACGAUGGAGAAGAUCGAGGCGAUCUUGAACUCGCGGCAGAUUGAAGAAGAUGUGUUCGAACGAAUGCACUAUCUUCUACCUAUACCAGGACUCUUUCAUGUCAGAAUGGCAUGUGUCGAUGCAAUAAAUAGGAUUUAUGCAACAGGGGAUGGCUUACGAAGUGACCCGAAUGGGCUUUACAAGCACCUAUGCUUGCUUUUCCCAAAUGACCUUUCCAAAUUGAACAAACCAGUCCCACCUUUUCGGAUGCUGAAUGACGGAUUACACUAUGUUACACAGUGUAUGAUUCUUGAUGCGUGGGCAGAGAGUUUGGGAGGCGACAUCAAAGGAUUUGUGACUUCCGAGCCGACCUUGGAAAAGAUCAACCAACAUGCGGAGGAAAUCACAAGGGCGCACUUUGGAUCCAAACGAAAUAACGUUAUGAAUCAGGAAGAUCGAGAUCAAAGAAGGGAGAACCAACUCACAUUCAACCGAGAUGCGAUGUACUACCGCAUCCUCGUGCAUGCAAUGAACUAUGGAAUGGUUGACGUAAUAAUCGAUGUCCUUGCAUUCUGGGUUCCACUCUUCCAAGCAAGCGGAAAACAUAAAUAUGCAACAUACCUUUCAAGGUUUCUUUCCAGACUGCGACAUUACCCACAACCACUCCAAGAAGCUGUUAAGAGGUGCUGGCUGUGUAACCCCUCGGGGAAAAGGGGGGGAUUUCGGGCAAUCGACUGGCAAGUGGAAUUGAUGAAUCUUUACACGAAGGUUGUCUACUCAGGCACAGGAUCUGGAAAAACAAUAGAAUACAUCGUUAGUCAAUCAUCAAUAAUUCAGGCUUAUCGGACGUGCAUUGAAGAUGUUGAGGAAGAUUACCACAUACCUGACAAGACCCUUCGCCAUGCAACUCCUGACAUAGAAUCCAGAUUGGUCGCUAUUCAACAUGAACUUCAAGACCACAUUCAGAAGGGUCUUGAACUAUUCCAACGUGGCACAACGCGGGGGUCAAGCAACAUGAAUCAACUGGAAUCAAUGGAUGAGACCUAUGAGACUUACGAAAUUGAGGCAGAUGACUUGGCAGUUUGA